AGAUGAGGGCCGAUGGAGGGGUUUGGAAAGUCGAGAGCAUACGGCAAAUGAUGACAAGUUUUGAACGUGUGCCCCGUUGUGCAGUCAAAGUGUAUAGGUGCUACACUGUAGCUGUAGGGAUGACCAAACAUCACAGUGUAGGGAUGUGUAGUAUGUGGCCAUUGGUUCAGCAACUGAAGGGUGAUUCAUCUACUGUGAGUUAUCACUAGACAUCUAAAACACUAUGACAUUGAUGUGAUUCUGCCUCAAGUAAGGAAAUAGUGUUAGCGUUUAUGUUAUAAAAUUAUCUGCAAUACAAAAAAAGAAACAUACCAAGGCUACAUGUAGCCAUUAGCUGCAUACUUUCUUAUACAUGGAUUUCAUGUACUGAAGCAUACACAAGUGCAGAUGAAGUGUUAAUCAUGUGAACUCUACUAUACUUGAAGAUCUGGUUUACAUUGUGGAUGAUAUGUGUAGUUUCAUUACAAAAAGCAAUCAGGAGAUUGACUGGUUCACAUGAACAUGAAUGGAUAAUUAUACUAAAUACAAGAACACUUACUCAAUCAUGUUUAUCAUUAUAAUGCCUGUGCUUCCAAUAUGAUGACGGGACAUACAAUGCAGAAGUUUUGUUUAGUUAUAUCAUUAGUGAUACAUUACUCACUUGAAGACCAGCUUGUCCCAGAAUUUCCAGUGUCAGGAUUCAGUUGUGAUCAUCAACCAGCAUCUCGAAAUGAGGUUAUCCUAGAUGUGAGCCUGGAUUCAGAACCUCACCACGUUGUUCGGAAGAGGAGUCCUGACCAGCCUCUGAGGAUCCAUCUGCACUAUGACAACAGUAUAAGUUUUCUCCCGGCCUCCCACCGCUCUCUAAUUGAAACCUUGGUAAGGGAAGCAGUCGACUACUGGGAGCGGACUCUCUCUGUACGACGCACCAUUGGUUCCAUCAGACUCAACAGGCAGUGUCAGUCAGAUGAAGUACGAUACAGAGACAUUGACAAGGGACGAUAUUGUGUGGAUGGAUGUGCUGCCCUCACGAAAUGUGGUGACAUUUUUAUACCCUUGGAGCAUUUAGAGAGGUGUUAUCUGUGGGACAGUAGGUUCAAUAUCUGGAGAAGUACAUCAGAUGCUGGUCCAGGCGUCAACAACACUGACUUCAUUCUCUAUGUUGCUGCUCUCUCAACACCACGAUGCCGUAAGGCACGUACCAUAGCAUAUGCAGCACAUUGUCAGCAGGAGGCAGCUCUGGAUAGACCAGUAGCAGGCUACUUCAGUAUUUGUCCAGAAUCCAUAUCCAUCGAAAAGCAAGAUCAUCUUCAGCUGCUAUCAACGCUUAAACAUGAAAUUCUCCAUGCAUUGGGUUUUACAGCUGGCCUGUAUGCCUUUUAUUAUGACCGAAAUGGAACUCCACUGACCACACGGAAUUCAAUAUCAGGGAAACCUUGGUACAACCCACAACUUAGUUUGUACCAGUGGAGUGACAAAGUGGUGAAGACAUUUAAACGACAGAACUGGAAGAAUCGCAGUGGCUACACAUCAAAGUCAAUUAACAUGAUUGUCACUCCCCGUGUGGUGGAUGAGGUACGGCGUCACUUCAAUUGUUCCACUCUAGAGGGAGCCGAACUUGAAGACCAAGGAAUUGUGGGUACAGCUCUCACUCACUGGGAAAAACGAAUCUUUGAGAACGAGGCUAUGACAGGGACAUACACACAAAACCCUGUGAUUUCCCGUGUGACCUUGGCUUUAAUGGAGGACACUGGAUGGUACAGUGUGGAUUACAGUAGUGCUGAGGAGUUGGAGUGGGGGAAAAAUCUGGGCUGUGACUUUGUCAAGAGGAGUUGUCUGGAUUGGAUUGUGCGCAAUAGAGCCAAGCGAGGUGAUAUCCAUCCAUUCUGUGAUGAGGUGCGGAGAGGGGUACUGAAGACUGACUGCACAAGGAACAGGGACUCGGUGGCCUUCUGUAACCUGGUGGAGUACAAUAGUAGUCUUCCUCAACAGUAUCAGUACUUCAAUUCCCUGAAUGGUAUACCAGCGUAUGCUGUGGGGAACUAUGGCGGUUCUGUGUCUCUGGCAGACUACUGUCCCUACCUACAGGAGUUUGCCUGGCGUAACGGGGAGGUGACAGUUAGAGAUUCCAGGUGUUCUCUAGUAGAAAACAAUCCAGAUCCAACCAUUAGCUUCUUUGGAGAGACUUAUGGCUACGAUAGCAAGUGUUUCAACCAUGAUAGACUCUGGAAACUACAACAGUGUUCCAGUCUACUGAGUCUGCCACACUGGGGAAGUGGCUGUUAUCAGUAUCACUGCAGUAGUCAAGCUGGACUUGUGCUGAACAUUGGUGGUCAAUCUCAUCGCUGUGUACAAGAAGGUCAGAGAGUAGCAGUAAGCUACACAUCAAACCACUAUUUACACUCUGGGUCAGUCAUCUGUCCCUCGUGUACAGAAAUGUGUCGGAAGUCUGGUAUCACAUGUCCACCUGAGCAACAACCAUAUAAUGUGAUACGCUCCAACAGUCAGCUAGCUGUUCCCUGCAGCGCCAAGGCUCCAUUCUACAGUCCAUCCUCUGGGAUCGCUGCCAUGUCCAUCAUUGCCAGUUUUAUCCUCAUAAACUUUUGUCAGAGAUAACAUUAGAUUGUCUACUAGGCAUUUAUCAAAAUUUCUAUACAACUUUUUCAAAUAUAUUACCUAAUAUAACACCCACAGUAUUUUAUAAUGAUCUACUUUAUCGGAAAGUUCUUAUUUUCUUUUCACUAAAAUCCCAAUAGUUCAUGUAUGUUACCUGUGAGCAAGAUAGUUUAUUUACUCUUAACUCUUUAUCUUAAGUUUACAAUGCUUUUCAUUCUAGAAUUUUUUUCU
Molecule: messenger RNA, 2826 nt
Organism: Ylistrum balloti
Lineage: Eukaryota; Metazoa; Mollusca; Bivalvia; Pectinida; Pectinidae
Product: leishmanolysin-like peptidase
Exons: 18
Coding region: 577-2595 (672 amino acids)
Biological process (GO): cell adhesion; proteolysis
Cellular component (GO): membrane; cytoplasm
Molecular function (GO): metalloendopeptidase activity
Source: RefSeq, a predicted model, not a curated record